GGGGAACCCUAGGCGAUCGGAUCCAUCCUCCCCGGCCGCAGGUUCCGCCACCCCCUGCAGCAACACAACCCCGCAAUCCCCUGCCCCGCCGCCGGUCCGAACCCCUGCCGUCCGCCGCCGACCACCACCGCGAUCGUUCGUUGCCACCACCUGCGCUGCCUGGGCUAUUAUGCCUGGCUGCGUUUUGGGCGAAAUAAUCUCGCUGGAGACAGAGGCGGGAGAAGAGUCGUCGAUUUCGUUGUGCAAUCGGGUAAGAGAGGAGGAGUUUGAUUGCUGUUUGUGCGGCAAGCGCAGUCCAAAAGGAGUAAUUAUUAUUCGGAGUUUGUGUGUUGAGAAGUUGUAACCAGAUACUCCUCCCUCUCCUCUAACAAUCUCCUCCCUUUUGGAGGAGAGCCGGCCCAAAUAAACAAAGGAGUGGGAGGAGUAGGAGGGGUUGCUCAUCUAUCGAAUAAGUUGGCGUCCCUGAUUUGUUUUUCGCCGGCGAUUAGUCUGCUUUGUUGCGCCGGCCCAAAUGAACAUAGCAGGAGCGGAGUAUUCGAAUAAGGCCAGCUCAGGCGUCCGCCAUUGUCACAGAUCCAAUAAGGUCGAUCCGAUUAGCGCAUAUCUCCCGACAUCAUUAAGGCCAGUUGUUGGUCCGAUCAGCCACAAUAAAGCGACUCGCAUUGAAGACGCUGCUGACGAUGGAGACGGGGACAGACUUAGCAAGCUCCCAAAUGACCUUUUGCUCAACAUUCUGGAGAGGGUGGACACACUCGAUGCAUUAAGGGCCUGCUUCCUCUCCAAGCAAAUGCUGAAGCUCCCCACCUUGCUCUCGCAACUCUUCCUAAGCGCUGGUUCCAUUCCAGGUCACCAUGAUUCAGCUCGUGUUUUCAGACCAAGUGAAGUACUCCGAACCAACCGCGCUGUGGCUCAUGUAACGGGUAACAUAUUGAGCACAAGGAGCCCGGAGAUCACCAUCAGCAAACUCAAAAUCAAAUUCGUCUUGACACAGCAUGAGUCUCUCACCAUUGGCAAAUCUGUCGCGCGUGCGAUGGCAACCCAGAAGGUUGGCGAAGCCGAGUUUGAGGUCACAACGGACAAGGCUUAUAAGAUCUGCUCUCCUGCUGAUUUCCUCCACUUUGGGAAGCAGUUCAAUGAUUUUGUCGGUGCUUGUCCGGAUGCAUUUGCUGGCCUUACGCGCCUGUGGCUGCGCAAUAUGAGGUUUGGUGAAUUCGACAUCCCCAACAUCCUCAGCACUUGCAAGCUCUUGGAGUCUUUGCGUUUAAGCCAUUGCGAUUCAGGGAUCCAUUCUGUGCUGCAAGUAGAACAUGCUCAACUUGCUGAGCUCGAGAUCGACCAGGGGAAAUUUGAGAGAGUUGAGCUGAUAUGUCUACCAAAACUCCAACGUGUGAGAUAUAAUAAUUGGUGCUCUUAUGAAGAUCCCCUAUAUUUUGGUUUUGCACCACAGCUUUCGAAGCUCAUCCUCACUAAAACUGCUGUCCGUUUGCAAAAGACCCUUGAGUUAAGUCAGCUCCUUGCUAAUGUUUCUUCCAUAAGCGAUCUUCAUCUGGAUUUUAGAAGUGAAAAGAUUUGGGUCCUGCCAGAAUGCCCAAAACUGCUCACGCCUGUGCUCAGCAAACUACAGCAUGUGAAUCUGGACCAUCUUCCUGAAGGCUGUGAUUUAGCUUGGACAAUGUUUAUUCUUGAAGCUGCACCCUCUUUAAAAGAGCUGUGCAUCACAUUAUGGGAUCAUUGGUGCAUAAUGGCGACAGACAAUGAGUUUCGGAAGAAAUAUGGUUUCUGUGAAAAGAUCGACAUGAAGUGGAAGCCAUAUGCCCCUGAUUUCAAGCACAAGAAUCUGGCUAAGCUCACCAUCUAUGGCUUCCAACCCGACGACAACCUUCUGCGAUACAUUAGGUCUGUCAUGGAACAUGCGGUUAAUAUGGCAGAGAUAUCUCUGCAUGACAGGAAGGUGUGUGUGAGCUGUAGUGACUCGGAUUCUGAGAUCAAGGACAAGUUUUGUACAUCAAGAUAUCCACGAACUGCCGAGAAGAGGAAGCAGACAACCGAGGAGUUAGGUUCGCUUGCUAUGAUUCACUUCAAGUCCUAAUUCAAAAAAUGUUUUUCUUCGAAAAUCACCUGUUCUAUCACCGAUUACUUGUAUUAGAUUGGCCAAAUUGACGACCUAGGAAACGCCCUAUAAACUGAGAGAGUAGUAGUAAUCGGUACUAAAUCAUCGAUUAAUCAAUGAAUAGAGACAGACGAGCUAAAAAUUAACUUAGCCAGUAGUAAUGCAUGUUCAGCAUUUUAUUUGGUAGCCAACAGGAACAGUUAGGAUUGCAAAUAAGGUCUUUUUAUUCUGUAGCCAACAGAAACACAUAGGAUUGCGAUUAAGAACAAAUUAGUCAGGCUACUUCCAAUGCAUUAGUGUUUAUAUGAGGUGCUAAACAUAUUAAAAACUUUAGCAACUAAAGCCCUCAAUACAUAGGUGCUUAACUUGUUGGUGCUAAGCAUCCUUUAUUUAAUGAUUUUACAACUAAAGUUCUUCA
Molecule: messenger RNA, 2528 nt
Organism: Triticum dicoccoides
Lineage: Eukaryota; Viridiplantae; Streptophyta; Magnoliopsida; Poales; Poaceae
Exons: 3
Coding region: 512-2089 (525 amino acids)
Molecular function (GO): protein binding
Source: RefSeq, a predicted model, not a curated record